Messenger RNA from Taeniopygia guttata (zebra finch), 2793 nucleotides. Lineage: Eukaryota; Metazoa; Chordata; Aves; Passeriformes; Estrildidae. The record is from RefSeq and is a predicted model, not a curated record.
CGGGACCCCUCCGGUACCCACCGGGACCCCUCCGGUGCCUCCCAGGUACCCACCGGGACCCCUCCGGUACUCACCGGGACCCUCCGGUACUCACCGGGACCCCUCCGGUAGUUACCGACACACACCAGGACCCUACCGGGACCCCCCGGAUCUUCACAACACCCGCCCGCACCCACCGGGACCACCCAGGCGGCGCCGAUGGCGAGUGAGCGGCUGCGCAGCGCCCAGGACCUGCUGGACCUCACCUUCCAGUCGCUGGCCAUGCAGCACAUGGACCUGAAGCAGGAGGAGCUGGACACGGCCGUGGCCAGAGUGGACGAACUCUCCCGCCAGCUCGAGUCCCUCUGGACAGACGGGCCCGGACCCCCCCCCAGGGAGCAGAGCAGCCCCGGCCGGAGCCGCUCGAGCCGCCGGAGCCUCCUGGGGGACGGUCUGGAUUUGGGGGGGGGGCUCGGCGAGACUUUGGGGAGACCCCCGACCCAUUUUUUUGGGGGGGAGGAACGCGCCCCCUCCCCCCGGCCGAAGGUGCUGACGGUGCCCGGCCCUGGAGGGGGGGGAGGGGGAGGCAGAGCCCCCUCCCCACGGCCCCUCCGGGCCCUGGAGCUGCUGGGGGGGCUCGGGGGGUCCCCCGGGGGGGCAGAGAGACCCCCGGCCCCCCCCCCGUACGAGCUGCAGGCGCUGUACCCCUCCCUGAGCGGGACCCCCGGAACCUUCCGGACACAGGAUGACAUCGGCCUCAAGCGGCGGCAGAAAAGUUGGAACGAGUCCGACCUGGACGUGGCCUACGAGAAAAAAUCGGGGGGCUACGGGACCCCCGAGGCUGCGGCGCGGCCCUGGAGGGAAUCCAGCCUGGACGGGGCCGGGCUGGCCAAGGAGGCCCCGUUGGUGUCCGGCAGCGCCACUCUGCCCCGCAAUUCCAAACUCUUCCCCGCCGAGCGGCGGCCGCAGCCCCGGGGGCGGCCGGUGCUGGCGCGGGUCCCGGUGCCGCCGGUCCCGGUACCGGUUCCGGGGCUGUCCCGGGUCCCGGUCCCGGUGUCGGGGCAGUCCCGGGUCCCGGUGCCGGUCCCGGUGUCGGUCCCGGGGCAGUCCCGGGUCUCGGUGCCGCCGGUCCCGGUGUCGCCGGUGCUGUCCCGUGUCCCGGUGCCGGUCCCGGUUCCGGUACCGGGGCGGCCCCCCCGGCAGAAGGCGCUGCCGCUGUCGGUGAUUUUCCGCCUGCAGAACGCUUUUUGGGAGGGGGGCGGCCCCCGGGGGGUUCCCCCGUUCUGGGGGGCUCGGGGGGCGCCCCAAAAACUGCCCCCGGGGCUGCCCCCGGGACCGGCGGUGAUGGCGGGGGAAGCUCCCACCCGCCCCACACCCCCGGACCCUCCGGAGGCCGAGGCGGAGCUGGAGCGGCUCCUGCGCUGCUCGGACGCGGAUUUACCCCCGGAGUUACCCCCGGAAUUACCCCCGGAGUUACCCCCGGAGUUACCCCCGGAGUUACCCCCGGAGUUACCCCCGGAGUUACCCCCGGAGGGACCCCCGGAGGGACCCCCGGAGGGACCCCCGGAGGGACCCCCGGAAUUACCCCCGGAGGGACCCCCGGAGGGACCCCCGGUGCGGCCGCUGAGCCCGACGCGGCUGCAGCCGCUGCUGCCGCCCGAGGCGCGCCGCGUCCCGGAGUACCGGGAGGUGGCCCGGGUCCUGGCGGAGAUGCCGCGGCCGCUGAAGCGCCGGGGCUCGAUGGAGCAGAGCCCCGGGCCCGCCGCCGCCCCGGCGCGCACCCGCCACUACCGGCAGCUCAUCCCGCGCCUGCUGCACCGGCCCGGGGCCGCCGCCGCACCGGGGGACGGCGGCGCGGAGGUGGCGCUGUCAUUGUCGCCUCCUCCUCCUCCUCCUCCUCUUCCUCCUCUUCCUCCUCUUCCUCCGCCGCCGGUGGAGAGUUCGCCGCCGGUGGCAGCGGCGGUGGCAGCGCCCGGAGCGGCGGGGCCGGUGCCGGAGCUGCGCUCGGCCCUGCGCGACCCCUCCUCACCGCGGCGCCGCCCCGGGGCGCGGGUGCGGCUGAACCCGCUGGUGCUGCUGCUGGACGCGGCCCUGACCGGGGAGCUGGACGUGGUGCAGCAGGCGGUGGCAGAGCUGAAUGACCCGAGCCAGCCCAACGACGAGGGCAUCACGGCGCUGCACAACGCCAUCUGCGGCGCCAACUACGGCAUCGUGGAGUUCCUGAUCGCCAGCGGGGCCAACGUCAACUCCCCCGACAGCCACGGGUGGACCCCCCUGCACUGCGCGGCCUCGUGCAACGACACCGGCGUGUGCGUGGCGCUGGUGCGGCACGGCGCCGCCGUCUUCGCCACCACGGCCAGCGACGGCAGCAUGGCGGUGGAGAAAUGCGACCCGUACCGCGAGGGCUACGCCGACUGCUGCAGCUACCUCACUGAGGUGGAGCAGGGCAUGGGGGUGCUGAACAGCGGCGUGGUGUACGCGCUCUGGGAUUACAGCGCCGAGCUCGGGGACGAGCUCUCGUUCCGCGAGGGGGAACCGGUGACGGUGCUGCGCCGGCAGCCCCCCGAGGAGCUCGACUGGUGGUGGGGGUCCCUCUACGGCCACGAGGGAUACGUCCCCCGGAACUACUUCGGGCUCUUCCCGAGGGUUCGGCCGCAGCGGAAGAAAAUCUGAGGGGGGGUCCCGACCCCCCCCGACCCCUCCCCAAAUUCGGGACACGCCCCUUCGCUGGCCCCUCCCCCUCCCGCGGUGGCCCCGCCCCCUUUUUUGGGAAUUUUUUGGGAAUUUUUUGGGAAUAAAAACCUUUGGAUGCUC